Messenger RNA from Pelagomonas calceolata, 1148 nucleotides. NCBI's taxonomy places the organism in Eukaryota, Pelagophyceae, Pelagomonadales, Pelagomonadaceae. The record is from the annotation of a GenBank genome assembly.
UGGACGCCAUCGAGCUGCGGGGUGGUCUGAGUGUGGUCAAAGUACUGCUGCUACCUCUUGCCGAGCCGACCGCCUGAGCUUAACGCUCGACACUAACUGAUAAAACACUCAACAAAAUCACCGCAUCUCACAGCUGGGCACGGUAGAACGCAAAGAUGCCGACCCCCAAGGUCCGCCAGACGCCCCAGUCGCGGGUCGAAAAGAUCUUCCGCGAGCAGGGGUUCGGCUUGGUGCUGGGUCUGUUUGCGGUCGUCCUCGCGUUCGUCUUUGUCCCUGUGUUCGUCGUCGACGAUUUGCUCUACGUCCACACGGUGGCGCCGGAAGUCGAGGGGCGGGGCCACGCGGCGCGGCCGCCGGCGCAUUUAAAGCAUGUGCACGUGCACCCGCACAACCACACGAAUGCUUCUGUCACGUCGGUGCCUCCGAAGCCGGCCGAGUGGGCGGCGCACCUGGCCAACGUCACCGCGCACCACCGGCACCCUCAUGUCGAAUCGCUGCCCGCGGAGCCGGCGCCCGAGCCUGAGCCCGCGCCAAGGCCGGCGCCAGAGCCUGAGCCCGUACCGGCGCCGGAGCCCGUACCGGCGCCCGCGCCCGAGCCUGAGCCCGUGCCGGCUCCAGAGCCGGUGCCAGCGCCGAGGCCGGCGCCAGAGCCGGCGCCGGCGCCAGAGCCCGCGCCGGAGCCCGUACCGGCGCCUGCGCCCGAGCCAGAGCCCGUACCGGCGCCUGCGCCCGAGCCUGAGCCCGCGCCGGCGACGGAGCCGGCGCCAGAGCCCGCGCCGGAGCCCGCGCCGGCGCCGCCGCCCGAGCCCGCGGGCGAGACCCUCGAGCUCGUGGAGCCCGCGGCCGAGGCGCCGGCCGCCGAGGCGCCGGCCGCGCCCGUGGACAUCUCGAGCGUGCCCGAGCCCGCCGCGGAGGUGUCCAAGGCCGCGGCCGAGGAGGCCGAGGCCGCGGAGGCGCCCGCCGCCGACAUCUCGAGCACGGACUCGAAGGCCGAGUCGAAGCCGGCCGCCGAGAAGGCGGAGGCGCCGCCCGCGGCCGACAUCCAGAGCUCCGACGCGGCGCCGGCCGCGGAGAAGGAGGCCGAGGCCGAGAAGCCGCUCGACAUCCAGAGCAGCGGCCGGCGGCGGCGGUUGCGCGGCGGCGCGUAA